AUGUCAAGCCCACCUGCCAACUCCCUUCUCAACCUCCUCAACCCGUACGCGUCCGUCGCGCAGUCAUCCUACCCUCGCGAUAGGUCUCAAUCGCGUGAACGGUCCCGCGACCCGCUCGACUCGCCCAGCAACGAGCUCCUCCGCGAACUGCAGAGUGACACUGUUAGGUCGCCCCCCACCUCGCCGACGCCUACACCGCGUUCGCCCUUUGGCCGCAAUCCCGCCGACGACACGAGUAGCGACGACGAACCACCGCCCUCACUCCUCUUCCAGACCAACGCUAUCAAGGGGAAGGGGAGAGUUACGAGCCCAAGCCCAGGACCAUGGAGACGACGGCCGAGUAAUAGUUCCUCGAGUACUAGCCGCAAGUCCUCGCCUGAACGGACCAAGGUGGUCAAGGUUCCUUUAGAGGAUUUGAAGCGCGUCGAGUCGACUGCAUCCACCGCCACCGCGUCUACCGAGAGCCCAUCCACCGAAACCCCGACGCCAAGUACUACCUCGGACCCGCCAGCGCCUCCAAAGACACCACCCACACCAGGUCCUAGCCGGCGGCUCAAAGGAAGGGGGAAACACAAGUACCAUGCCGUGCCGUCUGGCGAGCCUGACCGUGCGCGGCCGGCGAACCCCCGCAGGGCUGGGUUGAGCGAUUACAACCAGGCGCUGUGGGCGUGGGCGAAUGUCGUCAACUUGGAUGCUUUCCUCCAGGAAGUAUACGAGUACUACAAGAACAAGGGGUACUGGUGCAUCGUGCUCGCUCAGGUGCUCAAUCUCAUCACGAUCGGAUUUGUGAUCGGCUUCUUCAAGUUUCUCACGAGCUGUGUCGACUAUGGGAAGCUGCUCAGCUUCCAUUCCGACUUUGGCGAGCACGGGCGACUCAACGACGUGCUCGUGAACCAGUGUAUGGCCCGCGGCGGGUUCUUCCACUGGGUCUUCUUUAUCUCGGGAUGUGCGUUCUUCGUUCUGCGCCUCCUCUUCUUCAUCCGGAACAUCCCACGCCUCAACGCACUCUGGCGCUUCUACACCCACCUCCUGGGCGUCCAAGAUUCCGAUAUCCAGACCAUGCCAUGGCCCACAAUUGUGCACCUUGUAAACGAGGUCAAGAAGGACAACCCGGUUACGUCUCUGUCGAACGGUGGUGCGAAUGCGCUCGCCACGAUGGUUGGCCGCGCCGAGCCCAAGGCCAAGCUCGACGCUCACGACAUCGCCAACCGCGUCAUGCGGCAGGAAAACUACCUCAUCGCGCUCUUCAACAAAGACCUGUUAGACUUACGCGUCCGCAUCCCCGUCCCUGCGUCGAUGCGAAAGAUCAUUCCGCCUUCAUUCCUAAGUGGGCCACCGCAGGCCACCCUCCCCAAGACUACGGGCACCGAGGAGAUGCAGCACCUCACUUUCGGGGGCAACGUUCUCACGCUCGCGCUCGAGCACAACCUCCGGGUGUCCUUGUUCUCGUUCGUCUUCGGGCCCACUGGCGAGGUGCGCAAGGAGGUCGUACACGGCAAAGGCCGCAGGGAUCUUGUGACAAGCCUCCAGCGUCGCUUCGUCCUCGCGGGCCUGCUCAACCUCCUCUUCGCGCCAGUGAUCGUACUGUACAUCUUAGUCUACUCAUUCUUCCGGUACUUUGAGGAGUACCACAAGAACCCGUCAUCAAUGGGAGGACGACAGUACACCCUCUACGCACAGUGGAAGUUCCGCGAGUUCAACGAGCUUCCUCACCUCUUUGAACGCCGCCUUAACCAGAGUUAUCCCAUUGCCAAGGAAUACAUCGACCAGUUCCCCAAGGAACGCACAGCGCUGAUCAUGCGUUUCGUUGCCUUCGUUGCUGGCGCGUUUGCUGCCGUUCUCGCUGUCGUGUCCAUCCUCGACACCGACUUGGCACUGAACUUUGAGAUCACGCCGCACCGCUCGAUUGUCUUCUACCUCGGUAUCUUCGGGAUCAUCAUGGCGGUCGCGCGGGGCAUGAUCCCAGAGGACACGCUGGUCUUUGACCCUGAGUACCUUAUGCGCGAGGUGGUGCGGUAUACGCACUACCUUCCGCACGAGUGGGAGGGCAAGCUGCACUCACCAGCGGUCCUGGUGGACUUUGGCCAGCUCUUUGCGCUCAAAGUCAUGAUAUUCGUACAGGAGAUAGUCUCGGUGCUCCUCACACCCUUCAUCCUCUGGUUCAGCUUGGCGCCAUCGAGCGGCGCGAUCAUCGACUUUUUCCGAGAGUUCACUGUGCACGUCGAGGACCUGGGCUUUGUCUGCUCGUUUGCGGUCUUCGACUUCCAUCGGCCUGGCAACAUUGGGCCUGAGGCGGCUGCGGCUGCAGCGGCGAUUGAGGAGGCUCCAGCUGCGGGGCUCGGGCGGCGUUUGAGUACACGCCCCGCAACCUCUGCCCCGCCCCCAUCUUCCCGCAACGUAAACGAUUACAAGAUGGAGAAGAGCUUCUUACACUUCAAGGCGACGAACCCAGACUGGCAGCCCAGUGACCCAGCUUCGUCUGUCUUCCUGGACCGUCUCAUGGCAGCUGACCCACAUGGCGGCCAGCCGGCAACCCGUGCUGGUGGUUCGAUGUACCACGGCGGCAGGGGACUGGGUCUGGGCGUACACCCGAGCAAGAUCCUCCGCUCACCUCCCUCCAGAUCUCCCGAGACAAGGUGGCACACUCUCCCUGGUGUUGUGCAACCUCCUGUGCCACUGGCGACGAUGGCGGAGAGCAACGAAGAUGACGGCGAGGCCGAAGCCAUGGGUUGGAACCGGCGUGUGGAUGUCGACGACAGCGUGCCAGAGGGCGACCGAGGACUGCUGCGCGGCGCCGGCAUCCUUUUGCAGCAGGUGAUGAACCGUUAG
Cutaneotrichosporon cavernicola is the source of this 2829-nucleotide messenger RNA. RefSeq lists its product as uncharacterized. The transcript is spliced from 8 exons. Gene Ontology annotation, biological process: protein localization to phagophore assembly site; autophagy of mitochondrion; nucleophagy. Lineage: Eukaryota; Fungi; Basidiomycota; Tremellomycetes; Trichosporonales; Trichosporonaceae. The record is from RefSeq and is a predicted model, not a curated record. Bases 1 to 2829 code for a protein of 942 amino acids. Gene Ontology annotation, cellular component: autophagosome; phagophore assembly site.